AUGGCGGAAUCAAUUUUAUACGGGGCGCUCAGUAACAUCUUUUCCAAGUUGAUGUGGCUUGCUGGGCAUGAGAUUGGCUUGAUUUUCUGCCAGAAAAGCGAACUGGAUAAGCUUCAAAAGACUCUCGACAUCGUAAAAGCCGUCAUUCUUGAUGCUGAGGAGAAGCAGGCGAGCGACCUUGUCGUGAAAAACUGGAUAAGUCGACUGGAAGAUGUCGUCUCUGAUGCAGAGGACUUACUGGACGAAUUCGACUAUGAGAUCCUACGCCAGAAGGUGCGUCCUCGGGGACAGGUACGCAAGAUCUUUCGAUCCUUCAGGAUGGGUCCUAGAGUUAAGGAGAUUAAAGAGAGGCUGGACGUGGUGGCAAGAGAGAUUAAAACGUUUGAUUUUAAUGUGAGAGUUGUAGAACUGAAUAAGAAACCUAAGAAUACUGACAGAGAGACUGCCUCAAAGGUGAGAUCGGAAUUAGUAAUAGGGAGAGAGGAAGAUAAAGAGCACAUUAUAGAAUUGUUGAAGGAGCAGAAUCAUGGUGACAGCAUCUUCAAUAUUAUUGCCAUUGUUGGGUUUGGAGGUUUAGGAAAGACCUCGCUUGCCCGGUUGGUGUAUAACGAUGCAGAAGUAGCAGAUUCCUUCGAAAGGAUGUGGGUGUGUGUUUCUGAAGAAUUUAAUGUUCUUAUAAUUUUCAAAAAAAUUUUGAAGUGUCUAGGAGAACACAAAGUGGAUGACUGGAAUCUAGAUGAAGUACAAAAUGGAAUUGAACAAAAGUUAGAAGGGAAGAGAUAUUUACUUGUGUUGGAUGAUGUGUGGAAUGAAGACAUUUUACAGUGGAAUGAAUUUUCACAGUAUAUGGUAUUUGGUGCUCCUGAAAGUAAAAUUAUUGUGACAACUCGUAGCAUCAAAGUUGCAGCUACUAUGGGGGUGCACAGUCCUUACCUUUUAAAAGGUCUCAAUGAGGAACAAUCUCAGGAUUUGUUUGAGAAAGUGGCAUUUGAAGGACGUCAAAUCGAUCCAAAGCUUGGACAAAUUGGAAACGUUGUUGCACAAAAAUGCAAAGGAGUUCCUCUUUCUAUUAAAUGUUUAGGAGGUUUGAUGAGACAAAAGCCUGAUGAAAAAUACUGGUUGUUUGUCCAAGAAAAUGAAUUUUGGAAUAAUGAUGAUGUUUUGUCGGUGUUAAAAUUGAGUUAUAUUCAGCUACCAAGUAAUUUAAAGCAAUGUUUUGCUUUUUGUUCGCUUUUCUCAAAAGACUCUAGGAUAUAUAAAGAUGAGUUGAUUCAUUUUUGGCGAGCACAAGGUUACAUUCAAUUAGAGAAUAAAAAUGAGAAUAUACAAGAUAUUAGUGAUGAAUACUUUAAUGAUUUGCUGUCAAGAUCAUUUUUUCAAGAGGAGGAGAAAGAUGCAUAUGGGAAUAUCAUCUAUUGUAAAAUGCAUGAUCUUAUUCAUGAUCUUGCAUUAUCAGUUGCUGGUCGAUAUUUUCAUUGGAUGAAAGAUGAAAAAGAAGAAAUUUCAAAAGGAGUCCGUCAUGUGUCAUUAGAAAAAUAUUCUAAAGAAGUUGUUUUGACUGGAUCAGAAACAAAAGUGAUAAGGACUAUGUUUUUCCGAGCAGACAUUUUCACGGACUUAUUUAUUCGAAAUGUAACUUAUUCGAGCUUCAAUUGUUUACGUAUGUUGAAUUUAAGUUGGAUGAACAUUAAUAUUUUACCAGAUUCAAUUGGUAAAUUGAAGCAUUUGAGAUACCUUGAUCUUUCUAGUAAUCAAAGGAUGAAAGUGCUCCCAGAUGCAAUAGUCAAAUUGCACCAUUUGCAAACUCUAUUACUCAAUGCUUGCAGCAGUCUGGAAAAGUUACCAAGGGAUAUACGCCAAUUGAUUAGUUUGGAAUAUCUCAAUAUUAAUUCUUGCAACCGACUAAAGUACUUGCCAAAAGGGUUAGGGGAAUUGACUUCCUUACAAAGAUUGGACAGAUUUGUUGUGAACUGUGUUGAAGACAAUUUAUCAACUGCAGCCACGUUGAAUGAGUUGAGUAACCUAGACCUUGGAAAUAGCUUCAAAAUUGAACACUUAGAAAAGGUGAGGAAUGUGGAAUUAGAAUGUAAGGAGGCAAAUUUAAAGAAAAAGAAACGGCUUCAGUCUUUGCAUUUAUCUUGGGAAUCUUUCUCUCCAACAACAGUGGCUAGUGAAAAGGAUGAGUCAUUGUUAAAUAUUCUUGAGCCACACCCGAAUUUGAAAGGGCUGGAGCUAUCCGGUUAUGGAGGAGCAAGGUUUUCAAGUUGGCUAUCUUCAUUGACUAAUUUAGUCAAACUUAAUAUAUACAGAUUUUGGAAUUGUCGAGACCUGCCACCCUUGGAUCAUUUUUCAUCUCUCAAGUCUCUCUUUCUUUACGGUUCCAAUGCUUUAAAACACCUGCCACCCUUGGAUCAUCUUUCAUCUCUAGGGUCUCUUUCUCUUUCGCGGUUAGAUGCUUUAGAAUACGUGGCAGAUUCUUUUUCCUUGCCUUGCUCGACUUCAAGAGAACCAUUCUUCCCGUCCCUUAAGAAACUUUUGAUCCAUGACUGUCCCAAUCUCAAAGGAUGGUGGAAGACAAAGAAUGAGAACCAACGAUCAAUCGCUGAGCUGCCUUGCUUUCCUUGCCUUUCCGAGUUAGAUAUCCUCAGGUGUCCAAACUUAGCCUCCAUGCCGCUGUUUCCAUCUCUCGAUCAAGAUUUGAUGUUGCAUGAUACUAGCAUAAGGCCUUUACAACAAACAUUGAAGAUGAUGAAGAUGACCGAGGCUAGCAUGACAUUAGAAGAAGCAUCAUCUUCAUCGGGGAGCGCUUGUCAUUCAUAUUCUUCAACUACCCUUCCUCUCUCCCAUUUGAAGAGUCUGAUGCUUACAGACAUUAAGGAUUUAGAAGUUCUGCUAGAAGAGUUUCUACAAAAUCUCACUUCUCUUACGUCCUUAUGGUUGAGCGACUGCCCUAUAUUGGAAUCGCUAUUGCCGCAAAAGAUGAGCUGCCUCACCUCUUUACAAGUUUUGUGUGUUAAAAAUUGCCAUAAUCUGAGGGCUUUUCCGGAUUGGAUACUCAAUCUCACUUCCCUUAAAACACUUGAAAUUUGGGGGUGCAUUGAAUUACAGUACAUGCCAGAAGGGACGCAUCAGCUUACCUCUUUAAAUAAAUUGUCCGUAGGCAAUUGCCCUAAUAUGAGGGCUUUACCUGACUGGAUACUCAAUCUCACUUCCCUUAAAACACUUGAAAUUUGGGAGUGCCUUGAAUUACAGUACAUGCCAGAAGGGACGCCUCGGCUUACAUCUUUAGAAGAAUUAAUUGUUUACUGCCAUAAUUUGAGGGCUUUGCCAGACUGGAUACUCAAUCUCACUUCCCUCAAAGACCUUUAUAUAUGCGAGUGCCUUCAAUCACCGUACUUGCAAGGAAGGGAUGCAAAGCCUCACCUCUUUAGAACGAUUGAUAGUUCAUCAUUGCCCUAA
Theobroma cacao (cacao) is the source of this 3459-nucleotide messenger RNA. The record is from RefSeq and is a predicted model, not a curated record. NCBI's taxonomy places the organism in Eukaryota, Viridiplantae, Streptophyta, Magnoliopsida, Malvales, Malvaceae.